CAUUAAUAACUGUUUUGCAUUCCUUAGAUAGGUGAAGUGACUAAUGGGCAAGCCAUUUUUCUAGUUAUUUUCACUCGUUUGCUGUUUCUCGUUUGGGGUGGUGGUGUUGGGGAGGAAGCCAAGUAAUCGAAAUAGGAAACGGGUAUUUAUUUUUCUGCUUUUCGUCGAGGCGUGUAAGUGUAGUUCCCGUCGGUCCAGCACGGCCGUUCAUUUCAUUCAAGAUUUUUCGUUAACGACAAGAAGGGGGGUGAAGAAGAACGUGCAUUCAAACGACCUUCCAUUGCGGUUUUUCUCCAAAAAACAAAAUGCUGUCGGAAUUUCUUUCCUCGUCAUCGUACGUUAGCUUUCAGGCUGGAUGCAACCCGACAAACAUUAUACGGGAGUGUGUAGCAAUACGCGGAUAUGCCCACGCACGGAUUCUAUCGCCACCGUUUUUAUUUUCUCAGGAACAAAAAAAAAGAAGGAACCCAAUAUUCACGGCUGGCUUGUGUUGUUGUUGUUGUCGGUCCCCUAUCCCAGCGGUACAACUCUAUGGUAGCGGACUACUUUUGCUAUUUUUCGUAAAAAGUGUUGACUCUCCAACGGUCGCGUGCCACUAUACCGUCGUGAUGUGUUGCAGCAGCAGCUCUCCUGUUCAUCAGAUAAAAGCGACUAUAGUACAAGGGGUGGUAUAGAGCAACAGCUGCCGUGAUGUGUCUCUAGGCCCCUUUUGAUUCGUAAUGCAUCUGCCACCCUCGUAGUCGAGUUGAGGGUGGGGGGGAAAUUGUAUAAUAAGAGCAGAGAAGAAGAAGAACGACCGUUGGGGAAUUUUACCCAGAGGGGAAGUUUGCACUGGUGUCAGACUGUGUGGACGAUAUUUGAGACUAUUUUCUUCUUCUUCUUUUAUUAUUUAGAAAAGAAGAAAAGAAACGUGCGCACACUUUUACUUUUUUCCCCCAUUUUUCUCCCUCGAUUGACACUGGGGAGUCACCGCGUGUCGUUUGAAAAUCGAGACGGGAUGAUGAUGUCACCGAUCGAUUUUUCCGGUCGUGUGUCUAUGUGUACCGGGGGGGAUUGACAUGACGAGAUACACAAACCGUCAAAAAGCCCGUUCGUGAUGAUGUAAGGUUUCCCAGUUAGGAGUCGAUCGAUAAGCCCUUUUGUUACCCUCCGUCCGGCUUAUGUCUCCAAGAUUUAAUUGCCGUAUUGAUUGAUUCAUUUUAUCUUUAUGAGAUGAAAAAAGAGUCGAGUGGCAAACAGCGCCAUUUCCUCUUCUCGUAUGGCCUCUUGACCUCAUCCGCCCACUUUUUUGGAAACGUUUGACGUUUUCGAGUGAAACACACAGCUGUUGUGUGUGUGUGUAUAACAGUCAUCCGUAGGCAGGAUGAGAAAAAAAGGAAAAGUAUAACGAGUAAAAAUGUCUGCCACUUUUAAAAGGACGGCCAUAAAGGUCACAUUUCAAUGUCGAAAUGUGAAGCACAUUUCCUGCGAAAAAGAAACCACUUUCUUCUUCAUCUUGAAGUUGUGUGGCAACAACAUCUUUUUCCCAGGCACCAAAUUCCCAGUGGUCAAAUCAUGUUUUUGCUUCUUUUAUUUUCUCAGAAACAGGAUCUUACUCUGGAGACGGUUGUGUCACGACGAUAUUCAUUUAAGUUUAAUACUAAUUUUGGAGUUGUUUGUUCUUUGGCAUCAGGAAUUAUCGACCGUCAAAUAUUGACGCAGAGUUUUGUUACUGAUACCGGGAAAGUUUGCUAGAUACGAUAGUAGUAGUGCUCUGGAAUCAUUCAAUAUUGACAACUAUGGCGUCUGACGUCUGAACUUGGAUGUUUGUGGACGUGACCCAGAUAACGCGCAGGUUUUACAAAAGAAAAACGUGCGACAGAAGGAAACCUGUUGGAUCACUUGAACGGCUAGUUUAUUUCUAUGCGAUAAUGUCAGUUGGAGGAAGACGGAUGGAUUACUAGUUUAGUGGGAGAAAAAAGGAAUUGUUUACCGGAAAGUUGUUGACAUUUUUUUGAAAAUUUUUGACAGUUGCGAAAAAGAUUGAACGAGUUGGUAAUUUGACCGCUAGAUGGCGGCGGCGCAUUGUUUUUGUUCGUAAAAGACGGGGGAGGAGAUGGAAAGGUGGAAAAAUGUUCCAUUCCGGUCUGAAAAUGUUGUUUUUUUUUCUUUCUUCUUCAUUUGAUGUUUGCCUUGGAUAGUUGGUGGGGUUCUGGUUGGCAGCUCAUGCAAGACAUUUCCCCCUUUCAAAACAAGUAAAAAAAAAAAAAACAGUCUCUGGUUUAGUUGGCUGCUGAGUGCUUCCCCUACCGCACUCACCGCCAGUUGGGUGUAUUUUUGACUCCCGUCCGUUUUUCAGUACCUGUACCGAAAUUGUGACUCUGACCAACGUGUGGUGUCGUGUGUUUGUUGUUGUGUCAUUAGAGGAACCAUAAAAACACGCCCAUAGUGUUUUUUUUAUCAGACUGGGCAGAAUUCUUUCGUUCCAUUUUUCUUUUCCCGUCCGCGAUUUCCUGCUGACAUUCAAAAUUCCGAUGGCUAAUCGACUUUUGACACUUUGCGUUGGAGUUUAUCCAAUCGACCAGCUUUAAUCCCCUUACUAUUACCACCAUCCGAGUGUUGUGUGUCACCUGGCGGCCGCCAUUGUCUUCAUCAUGAUUUCAAAUGAUGCUGCCAUUUCUGUAGCGGCUCUUCGAUCAUCGGAUGGUGCCAUUCUAGAUCCGGAUGACCGACUGGCCGAUGUCGUCGACGAUCGGGAACAGUUGGCCGCUUGCCUUUCCAAUGGUGGCGGCGGUGGUGGUGGCAGCGGAUCUGAAUUGGACGAGCCUUCCCUGGGUGUCCCCUUGGUGCUCGGCCCGCGGAUCGGAUUGAUGAAUCUGCGAGGUGACGGCACUUCGGCCAGUUCCAACUCCGGUUCACCUUCGCCGACCGAUUUCGGUCUCCAUCACCACGGCUACGGCGUCGUCGGCAGCAGUCAUCCAGCCAGUCGAAAGGACAUUGAGGUCACAGGCCAAGAAGCGGCCACGGGUCUCAUGGUCGAUCACCUACACCUGCAGGUCAGACGCGGAUCAGAGCCGGCUCUCAAUCGCAUCAGUCCCGACGCUCCGUCUACCGCGCCAAACACCACAGGCUCCUCAUCUUCUUCAGCCUCCACCGGCCAUCACCUCCACCACCACGCAGACAUGCCACCUACCACCUCCAACAGCAGAGACUACAAGAGGUGGUCGGCAGCCCCCAUUGUGGAUCCCACAUCGGAUUCCGACUGCGAGGAACGUGACUUGGAAGUCGUACGACGCCACCCGUCCGGCCCGCGGUUCGCUCGAUCCGGCGCUCGCGUCUCGAUGCAAAUUUUUGGCGGAGGCGUUGGCAGCGCCGCCAACGGCGGAAGCCAUAACAAUGCUGGAUAUCGGUGGGCUGAAGCGGCCGACAAUGCCUUACUUUCCGCCGCAACGGCUCCGACGGGGGUGGCUACGCCGACCGCAACUACUCCGCCCGAUUAUGAGGAGACGAUGCACCGGAGGACCCGCAGCCUCAGACGGGAACCGGUGGGCGCCACCAGUGAAUCGAUUCCGCUCAGCGACGGCCAUCACCACCUCUACCAGCCGCACCACCUUAACAACAGCAGCAGCAACAACAACAUGCAGUCCCAAUUGGCAACAACUCAACUGGUGGUGUUGCCUAAUGAAGGCGGCCAACCGCUGGGCAUCCACGUCGUUCCCGAUUACUCGCCCCUGGGUAACGAAUUGGGCCUAUUGGUGCAGGGCGUCGAGCCCGGCGGCCGGAUUUACCGGGACGGACGCAUCGCCGUUCACGACCGCAUCGUCGAGAUCAAUUCGCAUCCGCUCAAGGACGUGCCUUUCCACCGAGCUCAGGAGCUCUUCCGCAACGCCCUCCAGAGUCGUGACCUUCGUUUGCGGAUAGUCAAAUCGAACGGAGAAGUGAAUCGCGGCCCGGCGUCGGAUCAGUUGGAUGAAAUGACGCAACAACAACAGCAACAGCCGCAACUAAUACAGACUCAACAACAACAGGCGCCCCCUUCCCGUGUAGCCGCCGUGUCGCCAACUCGCAAGACACCGGCCGUCGUCCCUGGAACGGGCCGAGCCAGCAACGCCCUCAUGACUGUCAGCACGAGGAAAAUCGGCAAAAAACUGGAUUUGGAGCUGACGAAAGGCCAUGAAGGACUCGGCUUUAGUGUCACGACGCGUGACAAUCCGGCUGGAGGGCUUUGCCCCAUUUACAUCAAGAAUAUCUUACCCAGAGGUGCCGCGAUUGAGGAUGGCCGACUGCGCUCCGGUGAUCGACUUUUGGAGGUCAACGGCGUGGAAAUGACGGGCAAGACUCAGAGCGAGGUGGUUAGCCUUUUGCGCAACAUUCCCAGCGGUGGUGUCGCCCGUCUCCUAAUUUCCCGACAGGAAACGGAAGAAGAAAUCCAACAGUCGAACCAAUUGCAAAAUCAACAAAUUCAAUCGUCUCAGCUUCAAUCGUCGACUCAAACUCAGCAGACGAGUCCCAAAUUGCCCCGGCAGAUGAAAUCCAUCAGCAGGGCCAGCGAAGAGAGUCUGCUGCUCCUGCCCUGGAAGCAGCGCGAGAUCCUCACACUCGACAUUCCCGUCCACGACACGGAAAAGGCCGGCCUCGGCAUUUCAGUCAAAGGCAAGACGACGUCGUCAUCGGGAAAUGGCACCAGCGACCUGGGCAUCUUCAUCAAGUCGGUCCUGCACGGAGGAGCCGCUUCCAGGGACGGCCGGCUCUGCACCAACGACCAGCUCCUUCACGUCAACGGCGUCUCUCUGCAGGGGCGAUCCAACACGGAAGCGAUGGAAGGAUUGAGGCGAGCCGUCCACCAGGAGGGUCCUAAGCCCGGGCACAUCACCCUGACGGUUGCCCGCAAAAUGCACGCGCUCAAGGAUCGUGAAGUGACGCUGGAAGGGCAGUCGCAGGACGACACGGUGAACGGAACGGUUCGACUGGGCGGCAACGGGGGCGACAGCUCCGGCAGUUACGAUCAUUCCGGAGGCAGUAGCGACCAAUCCGGUUCCACCGUCAUUUUUGUCAGCGGAAGUGGAUCAGACAGUCGUGAGAGAAAUCUCAUGAAAGACAAUCGACUCUCCGGAAUCUCCUCUGAUCUCCGCAACGAGAGUUACUACCGGGCCACGCACGAAACGUGGAACACGACACAGUUGCAGGAAACUUUGAUGAGUUCGUCGAAAUCGAACGGUGGGCACCAGACGAGCGUAGUGCAGCAGGGUCCAGGGCGGAAGCAGCAUUCGCAAAACAGCCCAACGGUCCAUUUGACGCCGGGCGAGGUGGUUUCGAUCGACGGUGAUUACCUGCCGCAGUCGAGGCCACGCCCACCCUCUAUGAUGAUGAUGUCGACGUCCAACGGUUCCUCAGUGGCCUCUACACCGGAUACGACCAUGAACUUGCCUUGGCAGCAGCAACAACAACAUUCCAAUAAUAACAUUCGUGGUCCCGGUGGUCAACGCUCUGGACCAACGGAUGGACGCGACCGACCGUGGCCCAAUGCCGAGCAGCCACAACCGCCCCAGAGUCCCCUGUCGGAAACAUCCAUGCGAUCCGAUGGACGUCCCAGCGAUUCGGAAGCGCCCACCUACACCAGCCAGACUUCUUUGGACACGGACCCGAACGCUCCCGGCUUUUCUCGCGACCAGUUUGGUCGUCAGAGCAUGUCGGAAAAACGGCACGCCUCGCUGGACGCCAAGAACACGGACACUUAUCAAAGGAAUAAGAAACUCAGGGAGGAAAGAGAACGUCAGAAACAGACCCAGCCCGAAAGCGAACAGCAACAACAACAACAACAACCGCAAACAUCCGCAGUGAAAGAGAACAUGCCUCCAUCAGGUCGGGUGAUCCGUCGCGCUGUCAAGCGUCGUCACGCCCAUCCUUUGGUUUCGCGUCUGGAGAAGGAUUACCUCAGCUCACCCACCUAUCACCGAUCCAGUCCCAAUCUUUAUCAACCCAACGAUGUUGUUGGGGGUGUUGGUGGUGUGGCUACAGCGAAUCGCCGGGGGGUUGCGGGCACGGUUGAUCGGGGUAGUCGCCUCUCUGUGGCCCCAUCCAUGAUGAUGAUGAUGACGGAUCAUUAUCAUCAGCAUCAACGUUCUCGUGUCUCUUCGGUGGAAUCCCUUCCCCUAAUCGCUCCGUCACCUGUCCUAUCCCUUCAACAAGGCCAAAGACGGCCGCCGCUGCUACCUCCAUACAAGUCGCAGGAGAAUAGCCGGCCGCUUUUCGUCCGUCCGGUUGACCCGCCUUCAAGAAACUCUUCAAGGGACAUCGGCCCGACUUUGGGGUUGAAGAAAUCGUCGAGUUUGGAGUCGCUCCAGACGGUCGUCCAGGAGAUCCAGAUGCAGGAGGAGGAGCCUCAAAUCGGUUGCUACGGCUAUCACCGGCCGACGGCCAUCCGGGUGGUUCGAGGACGCGGCUGCAAUGAAAGUUUCCGAGCGGCUGUCGAUCGCAGCUACGACGAGUCGGGCCAGCCAACUGACGGCACCAACAAAGAGCCCAUGGAGACACUGGACGAAGCGUUGGAAGUUGAGGUGAAUGAAAUGAUGCCACCGCCACGCUCUCCAUCGGACAUCGGAAUUCCCAUGUUGAACAACAAGAACGAGACGCGCAAGAGCAAAAAGAAGAACGCCAACGCGGCCGGACUCCUUUUGAAAGGCCUGGGCUCCAUGUUCCGCUUCGGCAAGCACCGCAAAUCCGCACCAGCCAGUCCAGAAUCCGGUCAUCAGUCAUCCGGAUCGGAUCCGACAGUUUCGGGUCAUCAUUCCAUGGCCGGCGGCCACAUGAUUAUGCCUUCGUCCGGAAACCAAUCUCACCAUCACCACCAGAGCGAGCGGAGAUCUUCUUCCGGUCAUUCCGGAAGCAUCGGCAGGUCGUCUGCCGUGAGCGAAGUGGACCGCCAUCACGUCCUCAGACGAACUCUUCCGCCCGAUGAACGUGACCGUGCAGAGCUCGGACGCCAAAUGGCCAUCGCCGUCGCUCGCCAGGCCGCCCAAGAUGAACAGAAGAGAAUACAACAUCAUUAUUUACGGUUGAUGGAUCAGCAACAACGCCAGGCCGCCGCCGCUCACGAUCACCAGCAGAAGCAACAACAGCAGCAGCAACAACAGCAACAAGGGAAUUCAGCAACAACUGGUGACCGCUCGCAGAGGCUGCAUCAGCUGCGCGCCCAGCACCAAAAACGGCACGCCGAACAACAAAGACAGUCGACUCACACGCCGACGGAACAGUUCGAGUCAAAUAAUAAGAAUGUGCCGGAAAUCAUACACGGACGCUCGGCCAGUUACGACCCUUACAACGACGUGAGGAAACCCCGUAGCCGGGCAGCUGUCGGCGAACCCAAUACUCUUAUGCCCAUUCCGGCCGUGCCUUCCUCCACGUCCAACUACAACAACAAUUACGACGAAUUUCAACUCAAAAAUGGCAAUUUGAACCCGGUUCAGAUUCGUGAAAUGCAGGAAUUGGUCCGUCAUCAAAGACUCAAAGUUGAACAGGGACAAGUCAUUCGGCGUCAGCAGCACUAUCACUCGCAGCGAUCGGCUCGCGAGACGCGGAUGAGCCCACCGGGUGGAAAUGGUUGGUCGGGUGCCGAUCGGCCCGUCUCCAACUAUUUCGAGUAUGAAAGUCUUCACAUUGCUGGUCACAAGGUCGCAUUGAGCGGACCACCUUACAAACCUCAGCAACAACAACAAUCGGGAAAUCGUCGCCCACCCACCGUGCAGGGCGAUGAUACAACAUUUUUCCGGCGCCCUGAUAGAAACAGCACUGGUCAUGAAUACGGAAGCAAUCAAGGACGGGCAUCUCAACGGGAAUCGGUUUAUGGUGCAUCCACCUACGGAAGCGGCAGCCAAAAUAACCCCAGCAGACCGGCUCCUUUGACAGGAUCUAAAGUCUGAGCAGCAACGACGGCAGCAGUUAACAUUCAGCUAAUUAUAUAGGGACAAUAGGUAUCUGUGUUAAUAUCAAACUCAAAAAAAAAUGAAACUAUCAAGUACUUUGAAAACGAAUGCAUGUGCAGUCCAUUGGUCAGAUUUUCUUUGAAAUAUUUUCAAAGGAAAAAAGUCCAUUUUCAUUUUCAUUUUUUUGCUCGAUCAAAAAAACUGUUGAAUUGUAAAUAACUUAAGAAACUGUUUAUUUUUUCAACACAAACCCAACGCGGAAAUCUUCAAAGUCUGUCCCCAUCAACCAAUCUAUUUUUAAAUAUUCCAAUCCCUCUUUUUACAUAUUAAAACACAAAUUAAGCUGAAAAGUAAUUGAGCGAAUCGUGUGUUGUACAUAUCGCGGAACCGUCCAUGAAAGAAAGAAGAAAAGAGUAUUAUUUUCUUUUUUUAAAAUUAUAAAUAGUCCCAGUCGUCAAUUGAAUAUUCUCGCACUAAAAAACAAAAUUGAAAACUUGACGACUUACGGGCCAAAUGUUUGUUUUUGAAUGAAGAAGAGUUAUAAUUCACAAUUUGACGCUAAUAUUUGCGCAGGUUGGCUCUUGAAAACUGUUUCAAAUCGUGUGUCUUCAUCUGUCACUUUCUAUUUGUUUUUAUACAUUCCCCCCCAUUUGCCAUAUCAAAUCAAGUGUCUAUUAUUCCUCCUCUCUCAUUUGUAAUAAUAAUUUCUUUUAUA
Daphnia pulex (common water flea) is the source of this 8616-nucleotide messenger RNA. It is a transcript of the gene baz, whose product is annotated as partitioning defective 3 homolog. Gene Ontology annotation, biological process: microtubule cytoskeleton organization; establishment or maintenance of epithelial cell apical/basal polarity; cell adhesion. Gene Ontology annotation, cellular component: cell cortex; apical junction complex; adherens junction. The transcript has 18 exons. Bases 2634 to 7898 code for a protein of 1754 amino acids. NCBI's taxonomy places the organism in Eukaryota, Metazoa, Arthropoda, Branchiopoda, Diplostraca, Daphniidae. Gene Ontology annotation, molecular function: phosphatidylinositol binding; protein binding. The record is from RefSeq and is a predicted model, not a curated record.